Molecule: messenger RNA, 6804 nt
Organism: Vicugna pacos (alpaca)
Lineage: Eukaryota; Metazoa; Chordata; Mammalia; Artiodactyla; Camelidae
Gene: OSBPL3
Product: oxysterol binding protein like 3
Cellular component (GO): nuclear membrane; cytosol; plasma membrane
Molecular function (GO): cholesterol binding
Source: RefSeq, a predicted model, not a curated record
GAAACCGGCCCAGCGAUAGCAGCGCCGGCAAGCGGGGCGGGACAAGGCGAGCCGAGCGCGAGGCGACUCGUGCGCCGCGCGGGCUCUGGUCCGGCGAGUCGUCCGUGACUAGCUGUGCCCAACCCAGUCUCCUGCUGCUGGUGCGGGAACUGUCAGCUGCGCGUUGCCGGGGGACCGGGGAAGCCGGCUUUGCCUCCUUCCGCAUCUGUGGACAAACCCCGGAGCCGGGCACUGGGGAACUAGGCGGCGUCCUUGGCGGCAGAGCCUCAGUUCUGGAGGCUGGGAAGUUCCGAGGACCAGAUGCCUGCAGAUCUGUCGUCUGGGCUUUCCUCUGAGUCAUCCAAAAUGCUUUUAAAACGGAUUGAAUAAAAGCUGAGUCACCUGCCUGUGUGAGACUUCCAUCGUCUCUGCUCUGCUCUCUUCUGAUGGCAUUUUGACUACAUCGAGGCCCAGGGACCCACAGCUCAUGAUGAGUGACGAGAAGAGCCUUGGGGUGUCCCAAAAAUUGGUCUCACCUUCAAGGAGCACGAGUAGCGGCUCUUCCAAGCAGGGAAGCCGACAGGAUAGCUGGGAAGUGGUCGAAGGACUGAGGGGAGAGAUGAGUUACACCCAGGAGCCACCAGUCCAGAAAGGAUUUUUGCUGAAAAAGAGGAAAUGGCCCUUGAAAGGCUGGCACAAGAGAUUCUUCUAUCUGGACAAAGGAAUCUUGAAAUAUGCCAAGAACCAAACCGACAUUGAGAGAGAGAAGUUGCACGGCUGCAUUGAUGUCGGGCUCUCGGUGAUGUCUGUAAAGAAGUCCUCCAAAUGCAUAGACCUGGACACCGAGGAGCACAUUUACCAUCUGAAGGUAAAGUCAGAGGACGUCUUUGACGAGUGGGUAUCCAAACUCCGCCACCACAGACUCUAUCGUCAGAAUGAAAUCGCCAUGUUUCCGCAUGACGUUAAUCACUUUCUCCCAGGAGCUACGGUCACAGAUUCCCCACCUGGGGUCUUGGACUCCAUUUCAAGUAGGAAGCGUAGCAGUAUAUCAAAGCAGAAUUCACUUCAAACUGGAAGCAAUCUAUCAUUUUCCGGUGGUGGUGAGACACGAGUUCCAUUAUGGUUGCAGUCUUCAGAGGACAUGGAAAAAUGCUCAAAAGACCUGGCACACUGUCAUGCCUGCCUGGUGGAGAUGAGCCAGCUCCUGCAAAGUAUGGACGUCCUGCAUCGGACAUAUUCAGCGCCGGCUAUCAAUGCCAUCCAGUGUGGAGCUUUUGAAAGUCCCAAGAAGGAAAAAAGAUCACACAGGAGGUGGCGGACCAGAGCCAUUGGCAAAGAUGCUAAAGGAACACUGCAGGUCCCGAAGCCUUUUUCUGGCCCCAUAAGACUGCACUCCUCCAACCCUAAUUUGUCAACACUAGAUUUUGGAGAAGAGAAAAAUUAUUCUGAUGGCUGUGAAACCUCAUCAGAGUUUUCUAAAAUGCAAGAAGAUCUGUGUCAUAUUGCCCAUAAAGUUUACUUCACUUUAAGGUCAGCUUUUAAUACCAUAUCAACGGAGAGGGAGAAACUGAAGCAACUGAUGGAACAGGAUGUCUCCGCCUCCCCCUCUGCCCAGGUCCUCGGUCUGAAGCGUGCCCUGUCAUCCGCCCUAGCACAAAACACAGAUCUUAAAGAACGCUUACGCAGAAUCCAUGCUGAGUCUCUUCUCCUCGACCCCCCUGCUGCUGCCAAGUCGGGGGACAGUCUGGCAGAGGAAAACUCCAGAGACGACAGUCGAGCCCUGGUCCAUCAGCUUUCCAAUGAAAGCAGACUCUCCAUCACUGACUCCCUUUCAGAGUUUUUUGAUGCACAGGAAGUUCUGUUGUCUCCAAGCUCUUCAGAAAAUGAGAUUUCUGAAGAUGAUUCAUAUGUCAGUGACAUAAGUGACAACCUUUCCUUAGACAAUCUCAGUAACGAUUUAGAUAAUGAGAGACAGACCUUGGGGCCUGUUCUGGAAAGUGGCGGGGAAGCCAAGUCCAAAAGAAGAACGUGCUUGCCGGCGCCCUGCCCCAGCUCCAGUAGCGUCAGCUUGUGGAACAUCCUGAGGAAUAACAUCGGGAAGGACCUGUCCAAGGUGGCCAUGCCGGUGGAGCUCAACGAGCCACUCAACACGCUGCAGAGGCUCUGCGAGGAGCUGGAGUACAGUGAGCUCCUGGACAAGGCUUCCCGGACCCCCAGUGCCCUGGAGAGGAUGGUGUACGUGGCAGCCUUUGCCGUGUCGGCCUACGCGUCCAGCUACUUCCGGGCCGGGAGCAAGCCCUUUAAUCCGGUUCUGGGAGAAACCUACGAGUGUAUUCGUGAAGACAAGGGAUUCCAGUUUUUUUCAGAACAGGUCAGCCACCAUCCGCCAAUAUCUGCGUGUCAUGCUGAGUCUGAAAAUUUUGUGUUCUGGCAAGACGUGAGAUGGAAAAACAAAUUCUGGGGCAAAUCCAUGGAAAUUGUUCCCAUUGGCACAACCCAUGUGACUCUGCCAGCUUUUGGAGAUCAUUUUGAGUGGAACAAAGUGACCUCUUGCAUCCAUAACAUCUUAAGCGGGCAGAGGUGGAUCGAGCACUAUGGAGAGAUUGUCAUCAAGAACCUGAAUGAUGAUUCCUGCCACUGCAAAGUGAACUUUAUAAAGGCAAAAUACUGGAGCACUAAUGCCCAUGAGAUCGAAGGUACGGUAUUUGACAAGAGUGGAAAAGCGGUGCAUCGGCUCUUUGGGAAAUGGCACGAGAGCAUCUACUGCGGUGGCUCCUCCUCAUCCGCUUGUAUCUGGAGAGCGAAUCCCAUGCCGAAAGGCUAUGAGCAAUAUUAUGGCUUCACACAGUUUGCUCUAGAAUUAAAUGAAAUGGAUCCACUGUCAAAGUCUUUAUUACCCCCUACCGACACUCGAUUCAGGCCAGACCAAAGGUUUCUAGAAGAAGGGAACUUAGAAGAAGCUGAAAGACAGAAGCAGAGGAUUGAAGAGCUGCAGAGAGAGAGGCGGCGCGUCUUGGAAGAAAAUAAGGUGGAGCACCAGCCGCGGUUUUUCAGGAAAUCGAGCGAUGACUCUUGGGUGAGCAACGGCACCUAUUUGGAACUGAGGAAAGAUUUUGGUUUUUCCAAACUGGACCAUCCUAUCUUGUGGUAAAAAAGGAAAGAGUGAUAUAUCUUUGUACUUCUCCCGUAUCUGCUUUCUGAAGCCACAAACCUGUGUCUGUAUAUUUAAAAGGUAUUAUUUAGAAUGAUCACUUAUGCUUAUUAGCUUAGCAUUGUAAGUAUAUAUUUUCUUUAGUAGGUUUCUUUACAAUUUCAAAUGUUAUCAAGUUGUUUAUAUGAAUGUAGAACACCUUGAUAUUUCUUUUUAUAUAUAAACUAUUUAAUAAAAACGAAAGACUGAAUGUUAACGUGUGGGUUAAAAAAGAAGCUUUAACACUAAUUUUCCAAAGUUUAGGAAAAUUCUAGUUAAAUUUAUAAAAUUUAAUGCCUUAUAAAAUUAUACUGGAGGAAAAAAAUCCAUCUCUCCCAGGUGAGUUAAGAAAUAAUACCCAGGGUUACUCACCUGUGCGUGAGCCACCCAGGUUUAAUUUGGUAGCUCAGGUACCUUUUUGCCUCAGACAGCUUUCGAAUCAUUCACACGGAACACUUCUGCUGGUGUUGGAGUCCGAAGACUAGUUGAAUUUGCAUUUUAGUGGUUAGGGGGACGGCCUAAGAUGAGUGGGAUAUAUAUUUUUAUGUAAGACGGAUAUGGUACCUUCUUGAAGAGGAAGCACUUGAGCUCAUCCCUCCCUAUAGUUUCAUUGCUUUAUGUGCAAAACUGUACCCUGUUACUCAGAGAAAUUAUCGAUAACCUGAGAAACCCUCGUUAACUAAAUGUCAUAAUGAAAUCCCAGACGGACAGCAGGAAAUUUCUCCUUAGUAAGAGUUGAAUCCUUGACAAGUUAAGAAACUUUUCUGCUUCCAUGUCCCUCACCUACCACCUCCCCUGCUGUUUGACCACAUCUCUGUUGAGUGUGGAAUGUCCUGGUUUAGUGUAAAAACUACAGUGCAUCCCACACAACAGCUUGACUUUCCAAAAGUUUAGCAAAGAUUGCUUUAAACAACUCAACAUAUUAUUCUAAAUACUGUUUUGGUAUUUUCUACCUCUUAAUAAGCACCAUAUUUUAGAUCUUAUAUAAAAAGUUUGACCAUCUGCCUUAUAGACAAAUGUAGAGAAUUGAUGUCCUUCCUUUGUGUUGUGUUCUGAUAAAGCUUUAAGUGUCUUCUUAUCCCUUUCCUACACUUUCUUCUUACUCUUAUCACUCGUUUGUGAGUUUUGCAGCCGUCUUGAAUAAUACACAUUAUAACUACCAAAAGGAAAAACUUUUCCUUUUUAAAUAGAUUAUUUCCAAUUAUAAUAAUAGAAUUUGUGCAGUAGUUGUGCUGUCAAAGCAAUUCCAACUUCUGCCCAGAUUACAUUAAAACCAAAGCCUAAUUUUUAAGCCUUUUACUCUAAAGUCCGUAACAAUUCUAUAGAGUAUCAAGUAAAAUGGUAUGUUAAAAAGAUUUCUCCAGAAAACAUGUUUAGAUAAUUAAAUAAUUUCCGGACAUGCAGAAUGCGAUGAAGGAAAAGUAGAAUAAAUAACAGAAAAAAGAAUGCACGAUUAUUCAGUGUCACACCAAAUAACUAGUUGGGCAGUACUGCAUUUCAAAAAUGGAGUGAUUUAAAGUGGAUCAGUAGCCUUUGGGAAUCUGCAAGUGACUAGCAUUUUAAAACCACCACACGACUCAUUAAAUAUUGCAUUCAGCCAUUCCAUUUUAUCAAGACAUCAAGAUGAACACAAUGUGAAUAUCAUUUCCAAUUCUAAGCAGUUAACUGAUACAAUCAAAUUCUUUGGUAUUUGCUUUGUUCUUUUCUUUUCAAGCAUGUAUCCAAAUUCUGCUCACAGACAGGAAGAAGCAGGCUGUAGAUUUUAAGGGUACUCCAGGGGAAAACAAAUCUAGUUUUCACAGUGUGAAGAUAAAUGUAGAACUUUAGUAAUGCUGAGUGUUUAACAGGCCAGCUCCAGAGGCUGGCUCCCAACCACCACUGCCACCACCACCACCGCCACCACAACACUUGCAGCCUGAAUGGAUGUAGCUUUGUCAUGCGGUAUUUGGAAAUUCUUUAAUUGUUCCAGUGCUAUUAUUGCAAUUGAUCUUAUGUUUCAAUUUGUAAUCACAAGGAUAAAUGGACCAAAUCUCACCUUUGUAGUCAUCUUAUUUGAGAUGGGAGUGGGGAUGAAUUUGAAUAAGAUACAGAACUGUAUGCAAAUUAAAAAGUCUAUUUUCAGUACCAGCCUCUAUAAAAGGCUUUUCUGAAAUUUAAACAGCUUGGUGAUGCAUCUUAUUAUAAUCCUAAAACUCCCUUGAGGGAGAAAUGGCUUCUUUUUUCCUUCCAUGCUUAUUCUCAAAAGCACCUUGCCACCUAACUUGUAUCUCAAGGACAUCUUCUAUUUUUACGAUAAAGAAAACAGAAACAUGGCAUUGUUUGGGAAGAACUGAGGAAGUAUUGAAUUUUCUGGAUUUUGAAUCUCCCAAUUAAAGAAUGCCAAUCAUUGUGUCACUUGAGGUACAUGUUGUCACCUCCAUGUUUCUUCUUGAUCUUCCCAUCUCAGAUUCACGGUGAACUGAGCAGAUCUGGGAAAUGGGCAGUCAACCACAUUACACUGCAGGUGUCCCUGCUGCCCCUGCUGAUAUCCCAUGCUGCAGGAGCCCCUUCAGGAAGGAGCCGCAGUCACCAGUGUAGCCAGGCGGCAGAUCCCUCCCUCCCGGAGCCCCACAGCGUAGGCUGGCUAUUUCCUGGAGUCAAGUGUAAUCAUCAGAGUCUUAGUGCGGCUUCCCCAGGCAGUUCACCUCCCAGGAGCCAGGCUGGUCCUGGUCCUAAUGAAAUAUACGGGGUUCACGUUAGGACAGCAGUCUUUUAUCUAUUAAGUCCCCACAGAAUGCCCCCAAAAGCCCCCACAGUCUUCCUGUCCUUCCUGUGGGACUCUCUGGGGAGAGAAAAAUAUACAAACCAACUUUAUUUUAAUGUUCACUUCAUUUGGGCUGCUGCUUUUCUCAUAUUCUGAUUUUAAUUGCUUCCAGUUAAUCAUUUGCUUGGGUUCCAAGCACUCUCCUUCAUCUGCAUUUUCCAGAUUUAUGAUGAGGAGUCUUGUUCUACUAACAGUGUCAACCCUAAAAGAAAAAUAAUAAAGUAUAAAGUUUUUAUUUGGUUGUUGAACCUUGUUGUAGGUCUACUACAUACUCUAAGUUAUAGUAUGCCUUCCAGCUAUGGAAGAAUUUCCUCAGGCCUUUUAAUUACCAGUAGGAGCAGUAAGAAGUUGGCCUUAUGAUCUUAGGAAUAAUAGUUUCAGUGUAUUGACAUAAUCGACCUGAAUGUCUUUAAUUGUAAUAUUAACAUCGGCAUAAAUCUAUUUUUGCUACCAGAUGAUAGCUAUUUUCAUGUGUUGAAUUUUCCCUGCAUUGUAUUAAUUUGUUGCUUAGUGUUUGUCUUUAUUUUUCUGUGUUGGAGAUCAUAGCUGUUUAAAAUGCAAACCAUUUUCAGAGACUGGUUUUGAAGACUGCAAUGAUCAGAAGUUGUUAAUUUAUUUUAUUCAAGAUGAUUUUAUCUUUCUCUUUUACCCUCAGAGGAUACUAUUUUUUUUAAUGGAUAUUUGUAAAUCUUUCAUCUAACCAUUUAUAUGAUUGUUUUCUGUUUGAAUCCCAGCCUUCCACCUCAUCCCCCACUCCUCCCCUGAAAAACUCUAAUUUGUUUGUCCCCCUCGUGUAGCUAGUUGAUUGGGAAUAAAUACCAUGGAAAAAGGC